AUGCUCACGCCAGCACAGUCGCAGACACAGACAGACCUGACGCAGUUUGACGAUUUUCAUGUGGGACGCGACAAUGUCGUCAUCGCACAAGGCCUUGCUGUUUCACUUGCAUGA
Molecule: messenger RNA, 114 nt
Organism: Peronospora matthiolae
Lineage: Eukaryota; Oomycota; Peronosporomycetes; Peronosporales; Peronosporaceae
Source: the annotation of a GenBank genome assembly